AUGGGAAGAAAAAAGCAAGCGCAGCAGAAACGCAGCAGCGGCUGUCGGACCGAGAUCGCGCGCCAACGAACUCCACCAAAACCAUAUCGUGGUCUUCCUCCAGCAUCUCCUCCGCUAUCACCUCGGGAGUAUCUUGAGGUGCAUUCGUUGGACGCAUUGGACUCCUUUUUUCGAGGGAACGAGACGGUUGCUCUGGACGAAAGUGCGUUGAACGACACUAUCGUCGGUGGCGAAAAUCGCGUGCCGAUUGAAGCUGCGCCGAAAUCUCGCACUUAUCGCCAGCUCUUCUUCACCGAUGACGAGUCGACUGACGGAGAACUUGACCAAGCGUUCAUCGAAGAGCCCGAGCAUGGUCGUAGACGAGCAAACUUUUGCUACACCUAUCGGGGGCUCAUAAAAAAAAAGGGCCGCAAAAAUCCUGCCGAAGUCAUUCGGUACGUAGAUGACAAGGGCAAUUCAAGCCGGUGGUUCUUUCGCCCUUUGUACGCCCGUUUCUGCAGUACCAGCCACGGCUACUUAAAAUUCGACGAGUCUCGGUAUGAAGGGACUGGCGAAGAUCUUGACAGAAUCUUAAAGAUUCUUGAUAAGGUCUCCCGAAAUCGAGUCUUCGAAAUGGCGGAGCUGGAGAAGGAAUUAGAGAAUGAAGAAUAUGGGGUAUUGGUCGAAACAAAGGAUUAUCUUUUGCCUCUGCGCAACAUCCAGUUUGGAAUUGCCAACCUCAAGAAAGACGAUCCUGACCGAGCUCCAGAGCACGAUGAACCUCCAGCAUACGUUUUCGAACCUUGA
This is a messenger RNA of Oikopleura dioica, 786 nucleotides long. The record is from the annotation of a GenBank genome assembly. NCBI's taxonomy places the organism in Eukaryota, Metazoa, Chordata, Appendicularia, Copelata, Oikopleuridae.